Messenger RNA from Drosophila takahashii, 2452 nucleotides. RefSeq names its product Tryptophanyl-tRNA synthetase, mitochondrial (gene TrpRS-m). Gene Ontology annotation, biological process: mitochondrial tryptophanyl-tRNA aminoacylation. The record is from RefSeq and is a predicted model, not a curated record. Gene Ontology annotation, molecular function: ATP binding; tryptophan-tRNA ligase activity. Lineage: Eukaryota; Metazoa; Arthropoda; Insecta; Diptera; Drosophilidae. Gene Ontology annotation, cellular component: mitochondrion; mitochondrial matrix.
ACGCUCGCGAGCUCAGUGUCAAAAUUUCGGCCCGUUUAAAAUAAAUAGUUAAUUUUCGGGCUCCGUCUCACAUUUAGCAGUGCAUUUUUCCCAACAUUUUUUGCUCGAAGAUUUGGGGUACAAAAUUCUUAGCUGAUUGCAAUGUUCCGCUUUGGCAAGCUUCGUCUCAGCCUGUCGGAGGUGGCCAAAAAGGAGCCGGCAGCAGUGCGUUUGCAGCGGCGCUGCAUUCAGGCGAGGAGUUUCUUGCCGGGAUUGGCCAGUAGGUCGGCUGGAACGCCCUCUGCGACGGCCCAGGUGACCGGCGGCGGCAGCAAGCAGACGGUCCAAUCGCAUUGCCACAACAACGACAGUGGCUCCGAGGAGAACAGCCGCUGGCCAAGGAAGAUCUUCAGCGGCAUCCAGCCCACGGGAUCCCUGCAUCUGGGCAACUACCUGGGCGCCGUGCGCAAGUGGGUGCAGCUGCAGAAUGCCCGCGACGACGUCACCGUCUGCAUCGUGGACCUGCACUCCAUCACCAUGCCCCACAAUCCGCCGCUGCUGCGCGAGAAUAUCUUCACCAUGGCCGCCACGCUGCUCGCCUGCGGCAUAGAUCCCGGCAAGAGCACCCUCUUCGUCCAGUCGGCCGUCGCCGAGCACGCCGAGUUCAACUGGAUACUCAGCUCGAUGACCACCAUGCCGCGUUUGGCCCAACUGCCGCAGUUCCGCGAGAAGUCGCGCCUGCUCAAGGAUGUCCCCCUGGGAUUGUACGUCUAUCCGGUUCUCCAAGCAGCCGACAUUAUGCUUUAUAAGGCCACCCAUGUUCCCGUGGGCGCUGACCAGAUACAGCACAUUCAGCUGGCGCAGCACUUGGCCAGAACCUACAACGGUCGCUACGGCGAGACCUUCCCGGUCUGCAGCGCCAUCAUCGAGGAAGGCGACGCCUCGCGCGUGCUCUCCCUGCGCGAUCCCUCCAAAAAGAUGUCGAAAUCGGAGGCCAACCCCAAGGCCACCAUCAAUCUUUGCGAUUCGCCCGACCUAAUCACGCAGAAGAUCAAGAAGGCCGUCACGGACUUCACCUCGGACAUCACCUACAAUCCGGGCAAGCGAGCCGGCGUCAGCAACCUCGUGAAUAUCCAUGCCCAGGUCACGGGACAGCCCAUUAAGACAGUGGUGGACGAGGCGGCCACCCUGGACACGGCCAAGUACAAGGACCGUGUGGCGGAGGCAGUGGUCGAGCACUUGCGCCCCAUCCGGGAGCAGAUCCACCAUCACAUGACCAGGCGCAACGAGAUGGUCUACCUGCUGGAAGUGGGUGCGGAAAAGGCGCGUCAGCAGGCGCAGCAGACGUUGAACGAUGUGAAACAGCGCCUUGGUCUCGGAACCAGUGUCAAUAUUCCGGCUGCGGUGCAUGUGGCACCCCUGCUGCCCGCACCCGAGGUUUCCAAGACCUCGGCGAGCAGGCGAAUGUCCAAGGACUUUGACGGCAACGUGCACGAACGUCACGAACGGAUGUACGGUUUUGGGGAGCAGCCAAGCGGCGGAGCUGGCCAGUCCGCGACGGGGGAGCUGGCGGAGAUGUCGCAGGCGGCCAUUCCGCGAGUGGCCCGUCGCCCGCCAGUCGUUCCCGCCCAGUCGCUGCGCGUGGAGAAGCAGCUGGGCAGCACACGGACCCGUCACGUCUUCCAGAUGGACACCUGCAAUGCUCCCCACAUUGGCUUUAAGGCGCCGCCUGGAUUUGCAGCCAACAUGGUGACCGGAGGUCUGGCGAAAAACAAGCGACCGACAGUUAAGCCCGUUUCGGGCAGUCUGGGAUUCGGUCAUUCGCAAGGUGGAUCGUUCAAGAGCAGCCAGAAUGUAAACCCCAGUGCUGUGUCCACUAUUGCACGUGAAGUGAACGCAGCCAAGAAGCAGGAGUUCACCUGCAACAUGGCCAACUCUGCCUUCUAUGCCUCUGCCCUCGAAUCGCGUGCGAGUGCGAAUCGUACUAGUGAAAAAACCUCAUCUAAAUCAGGAGACAGUGAGUUCAUUAUUGUAGCGAGCGAAGAGGAGGAACAGAACUCCGCUGAGGAGCAGCGCGACGAGGCUGAAGAGGAGGAGGCUGUGGAUCGGGAAAGGGAGAGUGCCGAGCGUAAGGGCUCUGAAGCUACCACAGUCGAGAUUUAAGUCUAGGAAACAUUGCAAUUGUUAUUGGUGUAGUACAAGUAUACUUAGAUAGCAACAUUUCUGAUAAAUCUGUCGUUUUUAUGAACAUAAUAGACAGCUUCUGCCGGAGAAAACUAGUCAAUAGAAGUACAUGUCGAGAAAAUAGUUGAAUAAUUAUUUUAAAGGCCAAAAAUUGACGUAUCCAAAUCGAAUGACAAACGUGAAACGGAAGUACCAUUGAUCGCUACCAUUAUUGUUAUAUUUAAUUCUAUAUACUUAAUUCUAUAAAAUGUUAAAUCCGACGUGAAUAAAUUGGCUAGCUAAAUUGUAA